AUGGCUUUGCCAACUCCGCUUAAGCAGUUCCUCCGGGGGUGGGGAAGUACCACCCGAAAGCGAAUGCAGGCAGCAGCUCGGGAUGUCCUGGAAAGCAACGGGCUGCAGCUGUCGCAGCCGCCGGCGCAGGCGCUCGGAAGUGAUUGCUGCGGCAUGUCUGCGGAGGUGCUGGCGAUGAGAGAGCUGGGUUUUCAGCAUAGCGUUGUGUUUGCCAGCGACAUCUGCGAAGGAGCAGGCUCAUUCUGCCGGGCGAAUGCUCCUGCCGGGAGCUUUUUCGGGGAUGUCCUGGCCAGGAAGGCGUCGGCGCUGGCGCACAUGCGCAUCCACGGCUACUUCGCAGGGUUUCCCUGCCAGCCAUGGUCCCGGAUGCGGCGCAAAGGCGGGCGCAGGCGACGGGGAUGGAGCGAUCCCCGUGCUCGGGUGUUCGUGGCGUGCCUGCAGGCGGUGGCGCAGACACAGCCCCUGUACGCGAUCCUGGAAAACGUGCAGGGGAUCAUGUGUUUCUGGGCGUCGGUGUCGGCGAAGGUGCAGGCGAUGCUGCCGGGCUAUCGGCUGCUGGCGGUGAAGCUCUGCCCGACGCAGCUGGGCAGAGGGCUUCGACGGCCACGCGUCUUCAUCCUCUGCCUCCGAGAGGAUAGCCUGAUGGUUGGGUGCUGGCGGACGACGAAGGCGCUGGUGGCGGCAAUGCUGGGGUCUGUUGCUGAGCAGAAGAUGCAGCAACCGCUUUCCAUGUUUUUGCUUCCGUCGGCGUCAGCGAAGGGGGCGGCAAAGCAGAUGAAGAAACCGGUGGUGGCGAGAGCGCAAGCGAGCAGGAAGACGACGGCGACGGCGAAGUGGAUCCUCAAGCACCGCGAAGCCCAAAGGAAAGCCGGGAAGUUGCCGCCCCUGCGCAAGCUUUCCUUUCUGACAGCAAGAGAGGCGGAAGUCUUGCAGUUGGCCGAAGCCAAGUUGGGCCAGGCCAAGGUGUUGGCGGUGGACGUUUCGCAGAGCGCGGAUCGCAUGCCGUGUGGCGCCGGGGCAGCUUGCAGACUCUUGACCAACACGGAGAAGCUCCUGUUGCACACAGUGCCUGUGGACAAGCUGAAGUUCCCCGCUGACGUGCAGUCUAUUGGUGUGGCCAUCGUUCUCGCGGUCAGCAUGCUGAAUUGGAAAAAGGCGAGGCUGGGCCAACCGAAGACGGGGCAGGCGCAGGCGAAGAAGCGAACGGUGGCGGGGACCAUUCCAAUUUGGUCUGGGAGUGUCAAGAAACGCCGGCUGCUGGUGCACAAAACGAAGACGGCAGAUGUGAAGAAUCAGUGA
Messenger RNA from Symbiodinium sp. CCMP2592, 1299 nucleotides. The record is from the annotation of a GenBank genome assembly. Lineage: Eukaryota; Dinophyceae; Suessiales; Symbiodiniaceae.